AUGUCAGAAUGUGGUUUCUUGAAAUACCCUCUUCCUUUUAACCAUAUGAUGUCACUCUACAUAUCCAAUGGCCAAUUACAAAAGCUUCCUGGAAUUCUUCAGGAGCUGAAAAAGAAUACCUCACCAGAUAUAGUAACUUACAAUCUAUGGUUAAUAGCAUGUAACUCCCAGAAUGACAUCAUUACUGCUGAAAAGAUUAUUCUUGAGCUGAAGAAGAGAAAGGUGGAUCCAGAUUGGGUAACAUUUAGUCUUUUAACCAGUUUGUAUCUUAAAAAUUCACGACAUAAAGACGCUUCCUUGAGUGUUAAGGAAAUGGAGAAAAGGGUUUCUAAAAAAGUCCGUGUUGCUUAUUCUUCAAUUAUCAGUCUUUAUACAAGUCUUGGGAAAAAAGAAUAUGUUGAUCGCAUAUGGAAGAAGAUGAAAUCAACCUUUCGUAAGCUAAAUGAUGCAGAAUAUAAUUGCAUGAUAUCUUCUAUGAUAAAGCUUAACGAGCUUAAAGAAGCAGAGAAUAUAUAUACAGAAUGGGAAUCAGUAUCUAUAACUGGCGAUUCUAGGGUUCCAAAUUUGAUCCUUGCAGCUUACAUCAACAAAAACGAAAUGAAAAUGGCUGAAAACUUUUUUGAAAAAAGGAUGGUUGAAAAAGGAAUUGUACCUAGUUACACAUCAUGGGAGCUUCUUACAUAUGGUUAUGUACAUGAAAAGGAAAUGGAUAAAGUUUUGGAAUGUUUCAAGAAAGCUAUAGGGUCAGUGAAAAAGUGGGACCCGGAUGAAAAGAUUGUUAGAAAAGUGUAUGGAAUGCUUGAAGAAUAUGGUAAUGUCGAGGGUGCUGAACAAGUGUUGGUGACUCUUCGUGAUGCUGGUUAUGUGAGCACAGAGAUAUAUAAUUUGGUUCUUAAGACGUAUGUGAAAGCUGGAAAAAUGCCAUUAAUUGUAGGUGAGAGGAUGAAGAAGGAUAAAGUGGAAUUGAAUGAUGAAACAUAUCAACUUAUAAAGGUGACAAGUAAAAUGUGCGUUAGUGAAGUUUCAACGCAUCUUUAG
Lactuca virosa is the source of this 1038-nucleotide messenger RNA. NCBI's taxonomy places the organism in Eukaryota, Viridiplantae, Streptophyta, Magnoliopsida, Asterales, Asteraceae. The record is from the annotation of a GenBank genome assembly.